Messenger RNA from Oppiella nova, 439 nucleotides. NCBI's taxonomy places the organism in Eukaryota, Metazoa, Arthropoda, Arachnida, Sarcoptiformes, Oppiidae. The record is from the annotation of a GenBank genome assembly.
AUGAAUAUACACACGACAGAGGAUACGACAGUUUUGGGUCAAUUCAUACCGAAAGGCACCAGAAUUAUGGGCAAUAUAUGGGCCGUUCAUAACGAUCCCAAAGUAUGGCAUAAACCGCAAGACUUUAAUCUGAAUCGAUUCCUCACAAGUGAUGGCAAAGAAUUACUUAAAUUCGAUUAUUUUAUACCAUUUUCUAUGGGUAGACGUAAUUGUGCCGGUGAGGGGUUAGCACGAGUGGAGGUAUUCCUGUAUUUCGUAUCACUUCUACAACGGUAUACAAUAAGCGCAGCAAAUGAUGGGACAGUCGUGUCAUUGGUGGAGAGAUUCGGGUUAAUACUACAGCCCACGGAUGCCGUUGUUUUCCGAUUUCAAAAACGAGUUUAAAGUAUUGGCUAUAAAUAUAUGUCAUAUUACUAGCAUUAGUUUUCAUAUUGGUUAU